Camelina sativa (false flax) is the source of this 618-nucleotide messenger RNA. NCBI's taxonomy places the organism in Eukaryota, Viridiplantae, Streptophyta, Magnoliopsida, Brassicales, Brassicaceae. The record is from RefSeq and is a predicted model, not a curated record.
AUGUUUGGCGAAAACCCGUCCAAGGACAUAACAGAGAUCUCUUCUCCUAGGCUUUUCAGCACUCAUCUUCCUCUCUCUUUCUUGCCGGAGACUGUCAAGACCUCAGGCUGCAGAGUCAUUUACAUAACUCGCCACCCAGCAGACACUUUUGUCUCUCUCUGGCACCUCCACAACAACAAGUUCGGGACAGAGAUCUCGAUCCGACAAGCCUUCGAGGAGUUCUGCAAAGGCCUUGUCCCGGCUGGUCCCUACUUUGAACACGUCCUUGAGUUCUGGGAAGCAAGAGACCAUGUGAUGUUUGUCACUUACGAAGAUCUGAAAGCAAACCCGGAAGAAACCGUGAGGAAGAUCGCCGAGUUCUUGGGGUGUAAGACAAUAGUGGAGGAGAUCGUGAAAGAGUGUAGCUUCGAGAAGCUGAGGAGUACAAGCAAAGAGAGAGGAGAGGGAGUUCACUGGAGCGGAAAUAAGUAUGACAUGUUCUUCAGGAAAGGUAUGGUCGGAGAUUGGAAGAAUCAUCUGACACAAGAGAUGAUGAAGGAGCUUGAAGACAUUGCUGACCUGAAAUGGAGAGGGUCUGGUUUGGAUCUCAACAUUUUCUAUAGAAGUGCUUCACAAUAA